Asterias rubens (European starfish) is the source of this 1785-nucleotide messenger RNA. RefSeq lists its product as uncharacterized. Gene Ontology annotation, biological process: regulation of apoptotic process. The coding region runs from base 228 to 1718 and encodes 496 amino acids. NCBI's taxonomy places the organism in Eukaryota, Metazoa, Echinodermata, Asteroidea, Forcipulatida, Asteriidae. The transcript has 4 exons. The record is from RefSeq and is a predicted model, not a curated record. Gene Ontology annotation, molecular function: protein binding.
ACGUCUAUACACUUGUACUUUUGUAGUUUGUAGUUUAGAUUCAUGAAAAAUAGGGAAAUUUGUUUGAUUUGGUUGAACAUGGAGGAUACGUAUGGCCAAACACAGUAGAAGUUAUAGGCCCUUAGUAGCAAUCGUUAGGCAGGUUUAUGCCGGUGUUUGAACGGGACUUGGCGGUUUUGGAAACUCGUGUGGGGCAGAGAGAAAUGGAAUGAAAGGUUUGAGCUACCAUGCCUCACACUCGUGAACUAGAAAUUCGUUACUUCCAUCGCGGCCGCUCUUUCAGGCCGUCCAAACCUCUUCAUUUCCUGCCACCAAUCAAGCUCACAACAGGAGCUGAGCAGCACACAUCCACCCCCCAUGAGACGGUCUGGCAGAGGGCCGCUACGAGAGGCCGUGGACGAGAGAAAAGACACUCGCGUUAUAGGAAGAUGGUGACGACUAUUGCGAGUUACCUGACCCUUGGAAAUGUUGCUGACAUGAAGUUUUUAUGCAAAGAUCAUGUCAGACCACCUCAAAUCGUCGACGAUGUAACAAACGCACGCCAUCUACUCGCUCUUCUUGAGAAUCAACGGCUGUUAGCUGAGAACAGUUUGUACUUCUUACAAACCCUGCUCUAUUACAUCGCCAGACCCGACCUGUACCAAGUCGUGUUAGAUUUCAGAGCUGAUAGACAGGACGAUUAUAGGAAUAGGGGAGUCAAAAUCAAGGAUGAGUAUCAAGUCGAGUUGGAUGAGGACAGUCAGCGUUUGGAGCUUGCGAACGAGCUCCUAAAAUUCCGCAAGGACCUGAAACCUCGAAAGCGCCUUAACCAAGUUGACGUGACCGAGAUGAGACGCAAACUGAACGAUCUUAGCAACAAGAUGCAGGAGAACAUAAUCACAAUGCAGCGCCCAAACGCGCCCAAGGAGGCUCUUAAAGAGUCACCCGAAGUAGACAUCCACGAGGGGGACUUAAUGGAGAACGGUUUUAAAUCUGAGGAGGAACCAACUGCAGACAACCUGCCAUUGGUAAGGAAUUCAACACCACAACAAUUAGUUGCCCAAGAACCAUCCCCUGCGGAACCCUUUCAAGAGUCACAGUCAAACAACCAGGUCGUGGCUGGGGGAGGUCCUCAAUCAGAACGGGUCAUAGAAUGUAAGGAAAGUCCCGAACUCAAAGUUCAAGAUGGGAACACCUUGCCGAAAAUCGUUCAAACGGGGGUUGUUACAUCUGCAAAUCAAGAAGCACCCAAAAUUCCGGAUAAUGAAAGAAAAAGGGACAACAUUCCUACCAAAGAGAGCAUUGAAGACUAUUAUCUAACCAAAGACGAGUUCGAAAUCCAGGCGGAAGACUUCGGGUACGUCACCCCCUGCCCGCCGCCACGAGAAACGGUGCUUGGGAUCAGCGGGACCAAACUUUACGACGAUGUUGCCAUCGCGAGCCAAAAUUCCGUCAAACAUCGCGGGGUGAAAAAUGCAUACAAGCCCCUCUCUUCGAACGACCGGACGGCAAGUAAACUCCACCAACUCCGCCGUCUGUCCACCAGAGAGCAAAGGGGAAGCCCCAGGCGAGGGGUACAACGCCAGAGAAAAGGAAAUCAGACCCGGAAGGCCAAAAACCCCGGAACUAGUGACAAUGAAGAGACAAAAGAAACUUCUUCAAAGACAAAGGAGGAUUUAAAGUUGCCAGAUAUAUAUGACAAAUACGCAAGACAGACAAAUGUCCAGCAUGUUAGUUGAUUGCAAUUUUGCCAUAAGAUUAAAGUCAUCUGGAAGUAGAUUUUUUUUUUCAAACAUAAGAGUAUAU